Messenger RNA from Metopolophium dirhodum (rose-grain aphid), 1791 nucleotides. RefSeq lists its product as uncharacterized. Lineage: Eukaryota; Metazoa; Arthropoda; Insecta; Hemiptera; Aphididae. The record is from RefSeq and is a predicted model, not a curated record. The transcript has 5 exons. The coding region runs from base 503 to 1486 and encodes 327 amino acids.
UUGACGAUCAGUCACGAACGUCCAUCAUUACGCAGCUGAUUUUAAUUCGAUCGUGUUUUCUAACCGUAUGAAGACAGCUCCCACAGUUCGGCGUUCGCAUAAUAUAUAAAAUCCAAAUCGUUAAAGAAAUCUUGUGAUUACAUCAACACUGCACGUCAAACAGUACCUAUAUAAGAUUCAUUUGAAGUCGGAAAUUUAUAGCAAAUACCUAUACAUAUUUAGGUGACUUUGAUUAGCUUUGCAGACUGGAACGUAAACCAGCAACGAUACCGUAUUGGGAAAUUGUAAUUUUCACGCCCAUUGAAACAGAUAAAUAAUUAUUAUUGCAAAGACGACGGAAGUACGUCCGGUGGCGUCGUUGCGUCUUUAGAGUAAUCGUUGCUACAACAUAUACACGGUCGGACGCGCUGCGCGUGCAUUCCGGAAGGGGUAACACCCAAAGGAGAAGACACGCAUUACUGUUUCACUUAUAGUAGCGGCGAGCACAUGUUUCAGUGACAAUAUGUCCAGGAAAAUGGGAGCUUCGACUCCCUCAUACUACCCGUCCGAAGCCGAUUUUGUAGUCAAGACGCCCCAGAAACCAGCCGACGCCUGUAAACCUCGUCACCAUUCCGAUCAAAUACAAUACAUCAGCCUGAUCGGACUGAUGCAAGUAGUUACCGGAUGUCUAAUGGUCGUUUUUGGCGUGCUGUCGAUGUUACACGAGGCGUCCUUGUCCAGUGUGGGCGCCGGCCUUUGGAGCGGUGCGAUGGCCAUGGGCAACGGAGUAGUUGGACUGAUGGCCAGCUUAAACGGAUGUCUUUCGCCAGAUAGGACACUGUCUCCACUGUCCGUUACAAUUUAUCUGGCUCUGUGUUUAGUGUCCGUGGGUGUCAGUAAUCUGGCCAUCAUACUUACAGCUAUUGGACUGUUGAAGGACUCGCAGAAGCCAUAUUACAUCAUUCCAAAAGACAAGACACAUUACAAAACGUUGACAGCGGAUCAGUUACAGACAAAUUGGGCCCCCGUGUUGGCGAAUUUAGGUUUACUACUGGCUACGUCCGUACAAUGUCUAACCACAAUGUUGGCCGCAUUCCGUUUCUACCGACUCGUUAGGUUGAUUGUGGCCGGUGAACAACAAACUUCGUGGUCGAAUUCAAGACACAGGAGUUCGUCGUGUUGCAGUUCAAGCGUUGGAAGCAAACAGAAACUUGUACAAAAGUGGUUGGUGCAACAAACUCCAUCUCAGCUGGACCAACCUCGUCAACAGACAAACUAUCCCGGGCAGGUCUACGUCAAUAAAAUGGGCGUUUACGACGAAACGAGAACCUUGCCCAAGUGGAAAAGUCACAGAACGGCGCCAAAACUGAAACCGGCAAGACCGGACAGAAGGGAGAGGAGACCGUCAAACGAUGCCGCGGAUGUGCACAGGGCAUACACAGGCAUGGACAGAGAGAUUGUCGAAGAGUUCAUUUCCGUCACUAUGGACCCAAAACACUAUAGCUGAUAUCGUCUAUUUUGUAUAUCUGAUAAGUGAUAAGUGUAUGCGAGUUGAAAAUUUUAUUAUACAUUUGAGGAGGCGUGUCACGUCCUACCUGAAACACAUUUUCGCUCGACAUGUUUACGCGAACCUCUGAAAAGGGUUCAUUUUAAAAUAACGGAUUUUAAAAAUACUAUACCGCAAUAUCUCUACGACACAUUUAUGUAUUAUACAUGCGUGUCUCGAUAUAAUAUACAUAAUACAUAUUACCUAUAAAAUAUCAACAUGGCCCAUUCCGUGUAAAAUAUAAACAUGACUGUUUUCACUUUUCA